AUUUCGUAGUUUUUGUUGCUUCGCGAAGAAAACAUCUCUGGGCCGAGCCAUUUUUAAUUAGCUCGAAUCUCAGAUUUCGUACAAACGAUAUUAUCGUUAGCUAUCCAUGAAAAUUCGAUACGCCGUUAGUCUUUCGGACACUCGACAUUGAUGUGCAGGUGUUGAAGCCCCAGCAGUGCGACGAGCUGUCAACAACGUCGGAGUGUUAUUGUUUUUUUCCUUCCAACUUUAGCAGGUUUAGCAGUUUGCUCUUAUUGAUCGCGGAAAAAUGGCGACCGUUGGCGAGCGUCUGAAUCUCGCAAGAGACGUCAAACGUUCGAUAGAACUUUUGGACAAACUGCAAAAGGGAGGAGAAAUUCCCAGCACGAAAUUGGCCACUCUCCAAAAAGUCUUGCAAAGCGACUUUUUGAACGCAGUACGCGAAGUCUAUGAACACGUUUACGAGACGGUUGAUAUUCAGGGUUCUCAAGAUGUCCGUGCGUCUGCGACCGCAAAAGCAACUGUUGCUGCUUUUGCGGCUAGCGAAGGCCAUGCACAUCCGAGGGUAGUCGAACUGCCAAAAACUGAGGAGGGCCUCGGUUUCAAUGUGAUGGGAGGCAAGGAACAGAAUUCACCGAUUUACAUUUCUAGAAUUAUUCCUGGGGGAGUAGCAGAUCGACACGGGGGUCUGAAACGGGGAGACCAGCUUUUGUCCGUGAAUGGAGUGUGCGUCGAAGGUGAGAAUCACGAAAAAGCUGUAGAGCUUUUGAAACAAGCACAAAAUUCAGUCAAACUUGUUGUUCGUUACACGCCUCGAGUCCUCGAAGAGAUGGAAUUGCGUUUUGACAAGCAACGAGCUGCUCGCAGACGCCAACAUAUGCAAUAAAGAGAAAGUACUGGGGGAACAAAGCAAAA
This is a messenger RNA of Venturia canescens, 894 nucleotides long. It is a transcript of the gene veli, whose product is annotated as L27 and PDZ_signaling domain-containing protein veli. Gene Ontology annotation, cellular component: cell-cell junction; basolateral plasma membrane; synapse. The coding region runs from base 269 to 865 and encodes 198 amino acids. Lineage: Eukaryota; Metazoa; Arthropoda; Insecta; Hymenoptera; Ichneumonidae. Gene Ontology annotation, molecular function: protein binding. The transcript has 5 exons. The record is from RefSeq and is a predicted model, not a curated record. Gene Ontology annotation, biological process: neurotransmitter secretion; protein localization to basolateral plasma membrane; maintenance of epithelial cell apical/basal polarity.